UUAAUGCGCUAAUAUGUAAAGUUUCUGGCGUAUGUACUCAUCCUUUUCUAAGUUUUUUUGUGUAAUAUAUAAAGUUUCAUAGAACAACAAAACAAGUCUUCAAAGGGUUGUAAUCUGUACUUUGUCUACUAGAUUUUGUUAUAUAUAAAAGAGUUUACACAUUUUGGAGCCUCUGAAAGCGGAAGUAGUGUAUAGCAUGUUAUACUUGCACCAAGUACAACAAUGUCACUACCAUCUAAAGUUAACAAGGAAAACUUUCGCCUGUUGGACCUCUCAAGCGACGAGGAGUCCGAAGACUUGCAGCUAGAAAUAAUUCCGAGCAGGAAAAAGAAAAUCACAAGACGGGAACGCAGCAGAAGUACCCACAAGACACCAGAGCCCAACAUAGGAGCUGAGGUGCGAUGCGCACUCCGCUGGGCUCUCCGUGGCACACUAUUGCUCUGGCUGCUCAUACUGACGUGGAUCUGUGCCGCACUCUACGACCAAGUGUCUACUAUGAGAGCUGCUGUUGACCAUGUAUCAACAACCAGCGGCGCCGUCGGCGACGCUCUCCAAGUGUGCCACACAGCGUCCAGAGAGCUCCGAGGAAACGCGAGCAUACUCAGCGCGCGACUCGAUAAGUUAGCUAUAGAACAUGCAGAACUCGUGAAGCGAGUGGAGCAGACGGCCAGCGAGCUCGCGGCGGUGUCUGGUCAGCUAGCCGCCGCGCCCAAACUCGCCGACACUCCGCGCAGGAUCGCCGAGUUGCAGCAGACAGUCGGCUCGUUCGGAUCACAGAUCACGGGUUUCGACGAGACGCUAGCCUCGACGCGAAAGCAAGCGUUAGCUGCGUCCGCGGGCGUAGAAGAGGUGAAGAAGCUAGUCCAAGCGCUGGACGCACGAAGCAACGAAACCAUAGCCAACGUCACCGCCAACGGGAGGAGGGAGGACGAGAUCAAGCAGGAGGUAGCCACGCUCAACGCCACGCUGGCGGGACGCGUGGACGCGUUAGAGAAUAAGAUACAACUGUACACUAAAACGACGAGCACGGCGGCACCGACCACCACCAGCACGUCGACUACCACUACUACCACCACAGCUGCCCCGCCAGGUCCCGUCAAACCGAAUGUCCUAGGCGUCGGGCAAUGAGGGACCAAUUCACUUCUGAACUCAAAACUAGAGUAAAGUAUUACACGAAGCGUAAAGAGAUUGCUCAUAAUGAUCUCAAGGGAUCUUACGUCCAGAAAAUAUACUGUAGGCGUUCAGAGACGUGGUAACGGAAACCCUCCUGUAAGU
Cydia amplana is the source of this 1275-nucleotide messenger RNA. RefSeq names its product olfactomedin-like protein 2A. Bases 223 to 1128 code for a protein of 301 amino acids. NCBI's taxonomy places the organism in Eukaryota, Metazoa, Arthropoda, Insecta, Lepidoptera, Tortricidae. The transcript is spliced from 7 exons. The record is from RefSeq and is a predicted model, not a curated record.